AUGGGGGAUGAAAGAGCAGAGACCCAGCAGCUGGUCCACACCAGAGGCUGGUGCAGCCGUUCUGGGGGCCCGGGGCUUUCUGUGGAGGGGGAGCCCGAGCUGCACGAUGCCUCCGUGACAACGUCCUCUGUUGACACCACGGCCCAUGCUGCCAUCAACAUCGGCCCUGCUAGGUUUCCACUGCUGCCCUCCGGCGGGUCCCGGAGACGCUGGGCGCCCGCAGCCGCGCAAACCGCUCGCGUUUCCGCGGGGCUCGCUCCCGGGCCUGGCUCGGGGCCGCCGCCGCCGCCGCCGCCGCUCCCCCUCCCCGCGCGCAGGCUGCUCUCCAGUCGCGGCCACGGGGUAGCGCUCGGCCCCCCUCGCCGCGUCUCCGCCUCCGCCUCCGCCGCGCUCGUCCCCGGCUCGCGCUGCCCCCGCAGUUCCCGCUCGGCGCAGGCAGGAGCGGCUCUCCGGGAAGCCGAGGGCGGCGGGUUCGGCCAGCGAGCGGCUGAGGCGGGCGGCGGCGGCGGCGCGGCCGAGGCGCUGAGGCGGGCGCGGCGGCGGCCGCUGCUUCUCCGGCCCGGGCGGUCGGCGCGCGCCGGGCGUCCGAGGAGGCGCCGCGCCCCCGGAGCCGGGGCCGCCCGCCGGGCUCUCCGCGGGUCUCGCCGAGAGCUCCGGCCGCGGAGCGGCGGAGGGCAGAGCCGCGGAGCUCCGGCCUCUGGCCGGCAGGAGCCUCCGCCCCCGGGCGCCGGCCACCAGCCGGGAUCGCCGAGCCCACCAGCCGUCCCCGCCGCCCCGCAGCCGGCGCGGACAUGGGCGCGCGGGGCGGCGCGCCGGGCCGCUGGACCCGCAAAGUUUGCUAGCCCACUGGGCGCGGAGCCGAGGGCGCGCCCGGGCCGGGCGGCCCCGGGAGGGACCGAGAGUCCCCGGACUGGACGCCGGGGCGGUGGAGCCAAGAGGGGUGGCUCGGCCCCGCCAGAUGCCGGCUGCAAAGUUAGAGAGAAGAAAACUUCAGCCCUAGGGAGGUUCGGACCGCUACGCUCACCGCGCCCCCCGAACCCCGCGCCCCUGAAAGAAGCCCCGCAGCCGCGUCCACCGCCGCGCUCGCUUCCCGCCCGGCCCCGGGGGCCCGGCGCCCGGAUCGGCGGUGACUGCGUCCGCGCCGAGCACCCAACCAGGGGGCGGGGAGGGGGCGGGGGGCGGGCAACGUGGCCACCGGAGGAAGUUUCCCGAAGUUGUCGGUUUAUUCCGGAGACCAGCCCGCGACCCGGCCGGAUCGCCGAGGCGGCCCUGCGCGGGAGAAGUCGGAGUUGGGGCGCUCAGGGGGUAGGCGCCCCGAGACCGAGAGCGGCCUCUCCUCCGUCUCCUUGCUCGCCCCUCGCCUUCCCGGCGCGCCACCGGGGAUCGGACUUGGACUGA
Budorcas taxicolor (takin) is the source of this 1398-nucleotide messenger RNA. Its product is annotated as translation initiation factor IF-2-like. Bases 1 to 1398 code for a protein of 465 amino acids. The record is from RefSeq and is a predicted model, not a curated record. Lineage: Eukaryota; Metazoa; Chordata; Mammalia; Artiodactyla; Bovidae. The transcript has 3 exons.